Closterium sp. NIES-65 is the source of this 1122-nucleotide messenger RNA. NCBI's taxonomy places the organism in Eukaryota, Viridiplantae, Streptophyta, Zygnematophyceae, Desmidiales, Closteriaceae. The record is from the annotation of a GenBank genome assembly.
AUGAAGGCGCUUAUAGUUGGGUCGAAGGAGGCCGCCUCUUGUCCGGCCAUCAUCUGUGUUGCGGGAGCCACGGUGGACCUCCCCCCCGAACAGUGGAAGUUGCUCGCUGAGGAUAAGCAUCCGUUGACGGCCCGUCUGUUCGACUUUGUCACCGGGCUUGCAGCGCAGGCUGAAGAGACCGCACGGUUGAAGAAACACCAGGAGUCGGGCGUUGGUGGGGUCGCGGUCGUGGGCUCUGAGGAGCUUGCGUCCGCGCUUGCUAAUGCGGUUCGGGUGUUGGAGAAGGAGGCGAGGGCGAUCGCGCAGGAAAGAGCGGCCCUGGUCGAUACGUGUAACCAGGAGGCGUUGGUGCUGGGGCGAGUGGACGCGAGGCUAGGACAGCUGCAGGGGGUGGUGGCAGACUCCAAGGAAACCGCUCAGAAGAAGCUGACGGACGAGGUUGCGCGGAAGAUCGACAACAUGUCGAUCGCGGUCUCCGCGACAGCAGAGCGGGCAAUCACCACCAGCGGGGUCAUGAACGCGCUGCACACCCUCAUCACGCUCGUUGGAGGAGGCCCCCCGCCGCGCACGGAUAAUGAAGGAACGGCCGCGACGGAGAUUGCCGAGCCCGGGGAUGCAGAGCAUGGAAAGUGGGCAACGGGUGCGAAGGCGGAGAAUCAACGGGGGGCGAAGAGGCAGAGAGGUCCCCAGGCAGCGGCCGCGGUGCGCAAUCCGAGCGUGCAGGACAUGCUGAAGCAGAAGUGGGGCGCUGCAUCGCGAGGUGCAACACCGCCUGGUCAACCGGGUUCGAGCUCGCGCUCCAUCCCACCUGGAGAAGCUGCACCCAAACCACCGGGCCCUGCCGGGGCAACCGCGACAGUGACAACUACUGUGGGUCGGGGCAAGGGUAAGGCGGAGGAUGGAGAGGCGCCGGCUGCUGCGCAUUCGCUGGCCUCGAGGCGCGGGGAAACGCGGACGGGUGGCAAGAAGUUGCCCCCUCCGCCCGUGUACACGAUCGACGAGGACGAUGCGGAUGAGGAGCUGGAGGGUCUCGUGAGUAGGUGGGUCGAGGCGGGCGACGGAGGAGAGCAGGGUGGGGAGGCUGCGGUCGAUGUUUAUAGCGGCGGGGAGAGCGCAGACUAG